AUGGUUAUUGGAACGGCCCUCAAACUGCGGUCUGACCCAGCUCAGCAACCUGCUCCCGGGGCCCCAGAAGGAGGAGCCCCUGGUGGGGGCCCCCCCGGGCCCCCCCCCAACCUGAGCAGCAACCGUCGGCUGCAGCAGACGCAGGCCCAAGUGGAGGAGGUGGUUGAUAUAAUGCGUGUAAAUGUAGACAAGGUGCUGGAACGAGACCAGAAACUGUCAGAGCUAGAUGACCGGGCAGAUGCACUUCAGGCCGGUGCCUCACAAUUUGAAAGUAGCGCGGCAAAACUCAAAAGGAAGUACUGGUGGAAGAACUGCAAGAUGAUGAUCAUGAUGGGAGUGAUUUGUGCCAUUGUGGUGGUGGUGAUUGUAAGUAAGUACCGAAAAGCCCAUGAUCAAAGGUGA
Messenger RNA from Gavia stellata (red-throated loon), 402 nucleotides. RefSeq names its product vesicle associated membrane protein 1 (gene VAMP1). The coding region runs from base 1 to 402 and encodes 133 amino acids. Gene Ontology annotation, biological process: vesicle fusion; SNARE complex assembly; vesicle-mediated transport. NCBI's taxonomy places the organism in Eukaryota, Metazoa, Chordata, Aves, Gaviiformes, Gaviidae. The transcript has 4 exons. Gene Ontology annotation, molecular function: SNAP receptor activity; syntaxin binding. The record is from RefSeq and is a predicted model, not a curated record. Gene Ontology annotation, cellular component: plasma membrane; SNARE complex.